AUGUCAUGUUCCCCCGCAAACACCAUCGGUCAAGGACGCUCAAUUACCACAUCUAGGCAUAGGCGACGUAUGAUCGCGCCGUUGCAAUCCGGGAACCAGAAGGCCUCACAUGCCCCUCGGCCGAUACUCUUAGCCCAAACCUCUCAAAACAGCACCCAUCCCAUCACGAACACAUGCUCAGCCAGCGGUUCACGUCAACUCCAAGCCGAGGACCGCAGGGAUCUUACCCCAGAUUCUGGCCUUCGUCCCCCUGAAUACCCCCGCUGA
Colletotrichum orchidophilum is the source of this 267-nucleotide messenger RNA. RefSeq lists its product as uncharacterized. The transcript has a single exon. Bases 1 to 267 code for a protein of 88 amino acids. Lineage: Eukaryota; Fungi; Ascomycota; Sordariomycetes; Glomerellales; Glomerellaceae. The record is from RefSeq and is a predicted model, not a curated record.